UAAGACCUCCUCUCUAGUUCCGGUGUGGUUAUUUCAGGAAAUCUAGAUAGUUUCGAGGUUGGCUGACAACAUGGUUUCUGUGGAGUGAAGACAGCAACAUGGUGUUCGAGUCUGUGGUGGUUGACGUGCUGAACAGGUUUCUCGGCGACUACGUGGUGAAUCUGGACAGCUCGCAGCUCAAACUAGGGAUAUGGGGAGGUGAUGCUGUACUCAAAAAUCUUGAUAUCAAAGAAAAUGCAUUGAGCCAAUUGGAUAUUCCAUUUAAAGUUCGAGCAGGACAUAUAGGAAAGCUUGAAUUGAAGAUACCAUGGAAAAAUCUAUAUUCUCAGUCAGUGGAAGCCACUCUUGAUGGAGUAUACCUUCUGAUUGUUCCUACUGCCAGUAUAAAAUAUGAUGCAGAAAAAGAAGAGAAACAGUUACAAGAGGCGCGACAAAGGGAGCUGCAAAGAAUUGAAGACACUAAACUGAAAGCAGCUGAACAAGAAAAUCCCAAAUUAGAAAAACAGGACACUUUUGUUGAAAAGCUCGUCACUCAGGUAAUUAAAAACCUGCAGGUGAAGAUCUCCAACAUCCAUGUGCGAUAUGAAGAUGAUAUUACUAAUCCUGGUUCCCCUUUGUCAUUUGGAGUAUCUCUUCAGAAUCUCAGCCUUCAGACAGCAGAUGAGAAUUGGAACCCAUGUCUACUGGAUGAAAAAGCCAAGUUAUUUUUUAAGCUUGUUCGUCUGGAUAAUCUCUUUGCAUACUGGAAUGUAAAUUCAGAACUCUACUCAGUUCACAGCCCUGGAGAAGCCCUGAGAAGUUUGAAGACCAGCAUUGCAAUGCACAAUUUGAUACCACAGGACUAUGAUUUUAUAUUUCGUCCAAUAUCGACCAGAGCUAAACUUCGUAUGAAUCCACGUGCAGACGUUGACUUUUCCUCACCAAAAAUGGACUUGGUCGUUAACCUCCCAGAAGUUGCCAUUGAUCUCAACAGACCUCAGUACAUAAGCAUUUUGGAGCUUCUUGGAUCCGUGGAUAUGAUGUCAAGAAAUUUGCCAUACAGGAAGUACCGACCAGAUGUUCCUGUUCACACAAAUGCUUACCAAUGGUGGCAGUACGUAAUAACAGGAAUAUUGGAGGUGAAUGUAAAGCCUGGUCUUCACAUGUGGUCAUGGCACCACAUCCGGAAGCACAGACAGGAAGUGAAGAAGUACAAAGAAUUGUAUAAAAUGAAAAUAACCAGCAAGAAGCCAAGUGAGGAUCUUUUAAAGAGACUUGAGCAACCUGAAAGAACAUUGGAUUUAUUUAACAUUACGCUGGCGCGUCAGCAGGCUGAAAUGGAGGCUACAAAAGCGGGGAUGAGGAUCUACAGGCCGGGUGUGAAAGUGGAGGAACAAGAAUCGGGUGGCUGGCUUGGGUGGAUGUGGAGCUGGUCAGGAGAGAAAGAAACUCCCAAAAAAGAAGCCAAAUCUGGAGGGUUUGAUGAGCUGAUGACACCUGCAGAAAAAGCUAAACUGUACCAAGCAAUCGGAUACAGUGAAGCUGCUGUUGAUCCCACCCUGCCAAAAGAUUUUGAAGACAAGAAGAUUUCUUUCCAGUUGUUGAACCUGUCCAUUUCAAUCAAAGAAAGUCAGAAAAAGGUGGACAUCAUCAAACUUGCUGUGACUGACUUAAGUGCAAUGCUGACACAGAGGCCUGGUGCUCAAGCAAUGAAAAUAUCUGCAAAGUUGAGUUCAUUUGAAGUCACAGGCUUGCCAAGGAACAAACUGGUGCCGACCCUGCUGUCGUCACGAAAUGUAGCCCUAGAAAACAAGAAUCCACUGCUGAGCGUCAUGUUUGAGACCAACCCUGUCGAUGAGAGUGCAGACCAGAGGUUAAGAAUAGAGUCUCAGCCUCUAGAAAUUGUGUACGAUGCUUUGACAGUGAACAGCAUGUCAGACUUUUUCAGGCCACCUGAAGAGUUGCAGCUUGAUGAACUGACUUCUGCCACUUUGAUGAAAUUGGAACAAUUCAGGGACAGGACAUCAACAGGCCUUAUGUAUGUUAUUGAGACACAGAAAGUUUUGGAUCUGAAAAUAAACCUCAUGGCUUCAUAUGUAAUUGUUCCACAAACUGGCUUCUAUGAUUCUUCAAAAAACCUGGUAGUCUUGGACCUUGGACAUUUCAAGGUCACCAGUAAAAGUCGCAAAGAUCUGCCCCAGCUAACAGUGGGACAGAGCACUAUUGAGGAUAUUAUGUCUAGAGCCUAUGACAGCUUUGAUGUGCAGCUAAGCAGUUUGCAGUUGCUUUACAGUAAACCAGAUGAAAAUUGGAAGAAAGUGCGGAAACUAAAACAAUCCCCUCUUCACAUUUUGGAACCUGUUGAUUUGAAAGUGAUCUUCAGCAGAGCUAUGGUUGUAACAGAUUCAAGAAUGCCUAAAUUCAAAGUGUCGGGCGAGUUGCCCUUGCUUUCGGUUCGCAUUUCGGAUGAGAAGGUGAGAGGUGUGCUGGCAUUAAUUGAUAGCAUCCCAUUUCCAGAAAGUCGUCCUGCCCCACGUGCCUCUACAUCUCACAGUGCUCCCAAGGUUGCCAAACAAACAUUUACUCCUCAGUUAACACCAAGAAACCAGCCCAUGGCUAGUCUUCGAUCUUCCAUAGUUUUUGAGUCAGGUGUGCUGUCGGUACAGAUAUGCCGUCUUUCUGGAGACAAAGAGCUGACAGUCUUGCACCUGGACAUCGAGGGACUUGGUACAGAACUUAAUUUACGAACAUUUGAUAUGACAUCCAACACUUUUCUGAGAGAGAUCUGCUUGAAAUGUCCAGAAUAUAUGGAUACUGAAGAUAAACCAGUUCACAUUAUCACAACUCUAGACAAUACAGAGGACGAUCUUCUCACCUUAGAGUAUACUAAGGCAGAUAAGAAUGGGCCAGAAUUCAGAACUGCUUAUAAAAAUACAGAGCAGCUUAUAAAGGUGAACUUUUCAUCAUUAGAUGUGCAUUUGCACAUUGAAGCUCUGUUGAAUAGCAUUAACUUCUUGAACAACCUCCUACCAGUGUCAGAGAAGAAAGACACAAUAGAAGAACCAGCCCUUGCUGCAGGAGAGGAGAAGAAAGAAGAGUCUAGUCUAGCCAAAAAACUGACUCCUAAGAAGUCCAAAUUUGAAGAUGUAAUCAGUUUGCAUGUCCGUGCAGACUUAUCCUGCUUGAAAGUGUUUAUCCGAGGACAGAAGGGACACAUUUCAGAGAUAAGUGUUGAAGGUUUGGACUCUGAAGUUAUGAUGAGAAAAAAAUCUGUAGAAGUACUGGCAAAGUUGAAGAACAUUGUCAUUUUAGAUUGUGAUAAAGAAGCUCUGUAUAAAAAAGCUGUAUCCAUUGUUGGCAAAGAAGUCUUCAGCUUUCGGAUGAUCUCCCAUGUUGAUGCUACUGAAGGUGAUGCUUACACAGAUAUGAAUAUAGUUGACAGCUGUGUCUCCUUAACUGUUGGGUGCAUCCAAGUCAUCUUUGUAAACAAGUUUGUCUCAUCUAUACUGGCCUUCAUAAAUAACUUCCAGACGGCUAAGGAGGCAUUAACUGAAGUCACAGUUCAAGCAGCAGAAAAGGCUGCUACUGGAGUGCUGGAGCUUGCAGAGAGGAGCACACGGAUUUCACUGGACAUCGAUGUGAAGGCUCCUGUUGUUUUUGUACCUCAGUCUUCAGUCUCGAGGAAUGUGAUAGUGGCUGAUUUUGGUCUUGUGACUGUAAAGAACAGGUUUUCAAUGGUAGAAACCAAAUCUCAGUUCAAAAUUCCCCCAGUGAUUGAUGGCAUGAAAGUUGGGCUCAGCAACCUAAAAUUAUACAGAACAAAGUAUGAGAACAACAAUUUUCAGCAUGAAAUUCAGUUACUGAAGCCUGUAAACCUGGAUUUGGAAAUUGAGCGUAAUUUGUCUGCAUCCUGGUACCACAACAUUCCAGACAUCAACAUAAAAGCUCACCUCAAACCAAUGAACCUUGUACUCGGCCAGGAUGACCUGACUGUUGUAUUGAGAACUCUGAAUGAAAACCUAUCAGAAAGUCCUGACAACCCAGCUCUUCCAGGCCCAGUGGAUAAGUCAGAUACUGUGUCUACAAAGGAUUCACAGAUAUCACAGAAUUCUGGAGGGAAUACAGUUGUUACUGCCGCUGUUGUGGAGUCACAAAAACCUACAAAAUUAAAAACCACCCUCAGGCUGGAUUUUAAAUUUGAUUCAUUGACAUUGGUAUUAUACAGCCCAAAUGGAAGCGAGGUUCAGAUAUUGGAUUCUAGAGAUGAGCUCCUGAAACUGGCUGAGUUCAAGCUUGGAUUGAUUUCAACAGCUGUGCAGAUGUUUUCUGAUAGUUCCAUGAAAGCUUCUGUCAAACUUUCUAAUUGUCUUCUGGAUGAUAAGCGGCAGAGAGUAAACAAAAUUACUCCAAGGAUGGUGGAAAUGAAGGCCAGUGCUGAGAAGAAUGUGAUGGUGGAAGUCAACUACAAGCAGGGGAGGGAGGGAACAGUCCUCGACACCAUUGUUCAAGACAUAUACCUCUGCGCUAGCAUGGAGUUCUUACUCACUGUCGCCGACAUCUUUGUCAAGGCCAGCCAGCAAGGUUUCUCCACACCACAGAAAACCAAUAAGCAAACCACCACCACAUCUAAAGAACCAGCUCCUGCACAACCUCUGGCCAAAACUGAAAUGAAUGUGCUGGUGAAGAAUCCAGAGAUAGUGUUUGUUGCAGAUCUGACUCGAGCGGAUGCCCCUGCUUUAGUGAUGACAGCCCAGUGUGAAGUCUGUAUGAAGACUGAUCCAGAGGUUCAGAAGAUGACAGCCGCCAUUAAGGAUCUAAAGAUUGUCGCAUGUCCUUUUUUAGGAGAGAUCAGGAAAAAUAACAUCACUACAGUUCUUCAGCCAUGCGAAGUGUUUUUCCAAAGUGUACAGUCACCUUCCACACCACAAAAACUGGAACUCACCAUACUGGCUCUUGCACUCAAGGUUUCACCAAUUAUCAUCAACACCGUAAUAACAAUUACUUCAGCCUUAUCCCCCACUGCAGAAACUCCCCAGGAGCUAGAGAGCCCCGUCCCACCCAAUCUGUGGGAUAAGAAGGAAUGGAAAGAGCUGAAACUUUGGUUCCUGGAUGAGGAAAAUGGUGAUGACUCUUAUUCUGUGACUCCUCUAGUUCCUCAGGGUGAAUCCCUGCAAAUGUCUAUAAACUCAAUAUUACUGACUCUGGAAGCUGGAGUUGGACACAGGACUGUCCCUAUGCUUCUUGCAAAGUCAUCAUUUUGUGGAAGUGUGAAAGACUGGAGUACUCUCAUUAAUCUCCAGAGUCAUCUUAAAUUAGAGGUCCACUAUUACAAUGAGGUUAUGGGUGUGUGGGAGCCUCUGCUUGAGCCAUUGGAGGAAGAGUCUAGUGACGGCUUCCGCCCAUGGACCUUGGGGAUUAAGAUGAAAAAGAAGCCUGUCAAGUACACUGCAAUAUCUGAUGAAGUGGAUUAUAAUGUCCCAGAUUAUAAAACUGUAAUCACCAUCAAUUCAAAAGAUCAGUUGAACAUUACUCUGUCCAAAUGUGGACUGGGAAUGCUUAGCAAUCUCGGCACGGCCUUUGCAGUAGCAGCUACACAAACAGCAGAAAACUUCCAGAAAGACCAAGCACCAUUUGUGAUAAACAACUGCUUGGGUCUCCCUGUGACAGUAGCGCAUGGUGAUGUUUUUAAUGCGGUGGGCAAAGAUUCAAGAAACAAGAGUUUUGAGAUGCAGGUCAGAGAGAGCGUUAACAUGGAUUAUGCCAGGACAAUGAGUGAACACGACCAGUUCACAGCUAUGACCAGCCUGAGUGGAAAGAACUACUACAUUCAACCUACUCCCCUUGGCCACUCUGCAGCCAGUAGAAUUCCUCUCAUCAAAGUAGGCCAAGGUCUGUACAGCGUCAUGCACAAGGAUUCAACAGUGAUGCGCUUCAUUGUUUGUCAGAUCUAUUCCGUGGAAGGAAGUAAGGUCAUAACAAUUCGUUCUCCAUUUCAAAUCAAAAAUCAUUUUUCCUUGCCGUUUCGUGUUUAUGAAGGUGACAUGUUUUUGGGAACGGCUUCACCUCAGGAAGAUUUCUGCAUUCCUUUACCAUCAUACAGAUCAGUCCUUACUCUACAGCCCAUAACCGAAGGUGAAGAAACCUAUGAGAAAUCUGAAGAAUUUACUUACGAAUCUGUCACACAACAAACUGGACAAUGUGUACAAAAGAAAUGUAUUUGCUCUGGACACAGUGACCGCCUCAUGGUCAUUAAUAUGGUCCCAGUCCAAGACACCUUAACCUCCAGCAGCACAGAGGAGAAGUUUGAUGAACCUUACAUUUUACACUUGUGGCCUACGGUUCUUCUCCGGAAUUUGUUACCUUACCCAAUUACCUUCUCCCUUAAGGAGAAUGUAAACUCUUCCUCUACCAUGCUCAAAGAGGGCCAUUCUGCCCAGAUUCAUAAUGCCAUAAUGGAGUCUAAACUGGAGCUUCACUUGCUGGAUUAUCUUAAUCAGAAGUGGAAAGGGGAGUACUUUAUUAGAGAAAAAGAGGAAGAAAUCAGCUUCAUUGCUUUCAGCUCUGUCAAUGAAGAGGAAAAGAUGGAGCUUGAUAUUGCAGUGCAUGUGACAUACAACACAGGGCAGACCAUUAUCGGACUGUACUCUCCUUACUGGAUGGUUAAUAAAACAGGUCGGCUGUUGCAGUACAAAGCUGACGAUGUCCAUCGGAAACAUCCAAAAGACUACAAUAAACCACUCCUUUUCUCUUUCAAACCUCGUAACUUUUUUCAGAAUAACAAGGUGCAACUCAUGGUGUCCGAUAGUGAGCUAUCUGACGAAUUCUCGCUUGAUACUGUUGGGAGCUAUGGUGAUGUGAAAUGCAAAGGCAGGAAUAAAGACUAUUUGGUUGGAGUGAAAAUUGAUGCCAGUAGCUUUAGCCUCACAAGGAUUGUUACCUUUGUGCCAUUUUACAUGCUGGUCAACAGAACAAAGCACCACAUUCAAAUCACAGAAGAAGGUCAAAAGGAAUGGACAGUCGCUGACCCUGAUCAGCAAGGUGUACCAUUUUGGCCUGAGAAGGAGUCAAAAAAACUAAUGAUUAAAGUUAAGGAAUGUCUCUCUCCACCACAAAAAAUAGAUUUCCAUAAGCAGGAAAACUGUCUACUAUUGCACCUGGACAACAAGCUUGGUGGCAUCAUUGUGGAUGUUAACCUCACUGAACAUUCCACUGUCAUCAGAUUCUCUGACUAUCAUGAUGGUGCGGCACCAUUUCUGAUCAUAAAUCACACUAAAGCAGAGACUUUAGAAUUCUAUCAGAGUACCCAGAAAGAAAAGGAUGAGCUACAGCCAGGUAACGCUGUGUACUACACCUGGACUGAGCCAACUGGUUCACGGAUUCUGAAGUGGAGGUGUGGAAAAUACACAGGAGAACUGAAAAAUGAAGAGGACAAACUGAAUGACUUGGACAGUGAAGGAAAGCUUUUCUUGGUAUCGUUCUACGAAGGACUGCAGCGCGUAGCAUUGUUCACAGAGGACAACCAUGUCUACAAGCUCCUUUGUGAAAGUGAAAAGGCUGAGCUUGCAGAGCAAGAAAUCAUUCUGUCCUUACAGAAUAUGGGAGUGUCACUGGUUAAUAAUAAUACUAAACAAGAAGUUUCCUUCAUAGGAAUAACAAGUUCUGACAUUGUGUGGGAAUCAAAACCCAAAAGCAAGUCCAGAUGGAAACCUAUGAGUAUCAAGUACACAGAGUUGUUGGAGAAGACCUUUCAAGAAUAUAUUGAUAAAGGACCUGUUGAUUGUCUUAUUAAAGCCUUGGACCCCAACCUUCAGGUUUAUUUAACUCCAAAUGGCACAGAUAUGAAAAUGUUGGCUCCCCACGAAGCUCCAAUCCGGAGAAACUUCUUGCCAGCUGUGAAAGUGGAAUACAGUGUGUCUGCUCGCCAGAAAGCUUAUAGAGUCCAGGUUUACAGAAUACAGAUUCAAAACCAGCUUCCCGGAGCCAUCUUUCCCUUUGUGUUUUACCCCAUAAAACCUCCAAAGUCUGUCACAAUGGAUUCAGAACCUAAACCUCUGACUGAUGUCAGCAUUGUGACAAGGUCUGCAGGACAUUCUGAUAUAUCUCGCAUCAAAUAUUUCAAGGUGUUGAUUCAAGAAAUGGAUUUGAAGUUAGAUCUGGGAUUCUUGUAUGCUAUUUUAGAUCUUUUUACCCAAGAAAAUGCCAAUGCAGUUUCAUCUGAGCAAGAGGUGGAGUUGUUUGGAAAGGAUCUUGAGUACCUUAAAACGGAACUGAAUCAUGUAUCGGCCACAGACACUUCAGCAAUUAGUCUUUAUGAGUAUUUUCACAUCUCUCCCAUCAAACUACAUUUAAGUUUUUCCCUAAGCAGUGGUGGUGAAGAUGGUAAUAAAGAAAAGCGAAAUUCAGAACUUAUUCCCAUUCAGUCCCUCAACCUGCUGCUUAAAAGCAUUGGAGCCACUUUAACUGAUGUCCAGGAUGUUGUGUUUAAACUAGCUUUCUUUGAGAUGAACUUUCAGUUCUGCACAACCCAGCAGCUACAAUGGGGAGUCAUCAGACAUUACUCUAAACAGGCAAUCAAGCAAAUGUAUGUGCUUGUCCUUGGACUGGACGUCUUGGGAAAUCCAUUCGGGUUAAUACGAGACUUGUCGGAAGGAGUUGAAGCUUUUUUCUAUGAGCCCUACCAGGGAGCUAUUCAAGGUCCUGAGGAGUUUGUGGAAGGAAUGGCACUAGGAGUUAAAGCCCUAGUGGGAGGGGCCGUAGGCGGUAUAGCUGGGGCAGCGUCCAGGAUCACUGGCGCCAUGGCGAAAGGGGUAGCAGCCAUGACUAUGGACGAGGAGUACCAGCAGAAACGCAGAGAGGAGAUGAACAAAGAGCCCAGCGGCUUCCGAGAGGGUAUAACCCGCGGAGGAAAAGGUUUGGUAUCGGGAUUUGUCAGUGGUAUCACAGGGAUAGUCACAAAACCCAUAAAAGGGGCUCAGAAGGAAGGAGCUGCUGGCUUCUUCAAAGGAAUGGGCAAAGGACUCGUGGGGGCAGUAACACGACCGACCGGAGGCAUCAUCGACAUGGCUAGCAGCACCUUUCAGGGCAUUAAGAGGGCAACAGAAACAUCCCAAGAUGUGGAGAGUCUGCGUCCUCCACGCUUCAUCCAUGAAGACGGAGUCAUCAGGCCUUACAAGGAGAGAGAGGGGGUUGGCAGCCAGAUGUUACAGAAAAUAGAAAAUGGAAGAUUUGCCAAAUAUAAAUACUUUGCUCAUGCCAAGGUGAAUGAUUCAGACAUUUUAAUGAUCACAAAAAGCUGCAUAUUCUUUGUGACAAAAGGAACGUUUGGACAGCUGACCUGCGAGUGGCAGUACUGCUUUGAUGAAUUUACCAAAGAGCCCAUAAUUGUUGAUGGAAGGAGGCUGCGUAUCGAAGCAAAGGAGAGAGUGAAAUCUGUGUUUCAUGCCAAAGAGUUUGGGAAGAUAAUAAACUUCAAAACACCUGAAAUUGCCAAGUGGGUACUUGCCAAAUUAGAAGAUGCGAGAGAGAGCCUGCCCAAAUGCUGAAAGCUCCCAGCAGAAGAGUGCUUGAUGAAAAAUGAACAUCAAAUCCACAUUUCUCCCUUUUAGUGCCUUUGAUGUUCCUGCAUGCAUGAGAUGGAUAACCAUGCUGUGCAAAAUGUUUAAUGUUAUACUUACUGAGUUUGUAAACAGUAAAUUUUACUUAGUGAAUUUUAUUUCUAAUCUGUUUAUAUGCGAUUUCAGGAGGUUGUGCCUAAUUUUCUAGUCUUCUUUGCAAAGUGCGCAGUUUCUUGGUAUUAAAAUUAAUGGCCCUGGUGCUGUCACAACAUCAACAACAGCACUAUGGUUUCACAUUGAAUUUUAAUAGCAGUCGCUCUUGACACUACCAGUUAAUCAAGUGCCACACUUAUUAUUGUCCAGAUGAAAGUGCCAGCAAAUUUUCCCUUUACACCUCCAUUUUUAUUUUUAAAAUAUAAUUCUGAAGUCUUUUCUAAUUGCUGAUGUUAUGAGUAGCAUUUCAGAGAGCUUUAUCCCGUUACGGAUGUUUUCUAUUGAAUGUAUUUCAAUUUAAUCCCAUAAAGAGAAAACUCCUUGUUUUCAUAUCUAUUUAAUUAUUUUCUGUUAAGGCAAAAGUUCCUGCAUGUUGAUACUGUUAUGAAUAGCAGUAUGCUAUGUACAGAAGCAUGUUAUUUUUAUAGUCCACAAGAUGCAUCUUUUCUUCUUUGGAGUUUUUACUGGUUUUGUUGUAUAUUGUUCCAAUUUAUCAAAAAUAUAACAAUAUCAAAAAGGUUCUUUUGGGUUUUCCGUAGUACUAUUGGACUGUACAUUCAGUCCUAAUUAAAACAUGUGUAUAUUAAGAACAUCUCUUAAGUUGUAAUUUACAAAGCUGUAAAAUUAAAAGUGAUAAGAUUUAAUCGGCUACUUCUCAGAGUUAUACAUUAAUAGCCAUAACAGACAAAAGUGUGUUAUUUUUUUGUUUUUGUUCAUUGAACCUAACAGUGGGGACAUUUUUCAUAAAGCUCAUAAUCGUUGAAUGUUCCUUUGCUUUAAGUGUUCAGAAAUAAACAGGCAAAGUGAAGUGUAUUGUGUACUAUAAUGGUGAUCACUGGUGAUGUCUGGACUGUUCCCAACAAUUGUUCCUUAACCUUGCAUUUUUUAAUAAAGACUGAAUUAAUCUAUC
Messenger RNA from Lepisosteus oculatus (spotted gar), 10656 nucleotides. The record is from RefSeq and is a predicted model, not a curated record. Lineage: Eukaryota; Metazoa; Chordata; Actinopteri; Semionotiformes; Lepisosteidae.